UCGGCUCGCGGAGAAGGUUUUACGUGUACGUUUUUCAACGUGAACUUGGUCGUUCAGUAACGGAUUACUACUCGUGUUGGUGUGUCGCGUUAACGUUGGUUCUCAAAAACGUAGCCCAGUUACGUAUUAUACGUAAAAUUUUCCCUUCUAAACAAUAAAAUUUUUUCCCUAUUUAAAUUUUUUUCUUAUACUUACCUACAAAAAAAAUAAAGAUAUUAAAAUGAUAAAUUUUUUCCAAAAAAAAUUCUCCCGAAUGCGGCGCGCUAAUGAAACGCGAUAAAUUUUGUAUUUUACGAUCAGUGUCGCGAUCGCGUGCUAUACAGUGAAUGAUUGAAGUUUUUCUCAAUUCGAAAUGGUAAAAAUUUUGCAAAAUGGUGUAAACUUGCGGUAUACGAAGCAGCAUCUUCAGCAUCAGAUCCUCCUCUGCACCGAUGACGAGUUAUUCAGCGUGGCGAAAAUUUGAUAGCCGGAAUUUCCCCAGCAUCGUCGUCGUGGCGUCUACAAUGCGGCGUUAUCUGGCGAAUAGCGUUAUCUUGAAGACUCGAAAAAUCAUCAGCUUCUUGAAUUGCACCAUUAUGGUCUCGGUUAUGACGAUAAUCUGUAAUUCGAUGCCAGCCUGCUCCGUUGACAACUUAGGGUUAUUGAUGAAUACGCUAAUGACGCAUCAACAGAUCAGCUGCAUCGAUCGUCCGAUAUCGUUACGAUGCCCGCCAGGUACCAACGUCAUCAUCAAAGUUGCUCGAUACGCGAACGCUUCGCCCGGAAAAGAUUCGCCUGUUUGUGACGCACCCAACGUGAUCAAAAGCUCUUCCUACGACACCAAGCAAACCAACUGCGAAUGGCCGAGUGCUCUGCAAUAUUCGUUGUUACAAACGGCGGUUGAAGUAUGUCGGUCGAAGGAACAGUGUCAGUUUCAAGUAUCGUUGGGUAAAUUCGGCGUCGAGCCGUGUCCAGGCUCUCAAGCGCAAGUUGAAGUAGAAUACAAUUGUCGACCGUAUUCGUUUAGUAGUAAAGUUGGCUGUGAACAUGAAAAAGUUAAUUUCGAAUGCGAACCGAAUACCAGACUGGCGAUAUAUUCGGCGAGUUACGGUCGCACUCAGUAUCAAAGUGUUCAGUGUCCUCAACCGCAAGGAGUGGCCGAAGAAACUUGUUUGCUAAGUUAUGCGACUGAAAUCGUAAUAGAACACUGUCACGGAAAAAGGAACUGUACUUUGGUCGCAGAUUCCAAAACGUUUACCAAUCCUUGCAAAGAAAAGUCCAGAGUGUACCUGAAGGUGGUUUAUGCGUGUGUUCCUCGUAAAGUUCUGCUACAAAAGUUCGAAGAAGGGCCGGAUCAAGACGAGUAUCCGAUCGAAGAAGUCGAUCAACACGAUAUCCUCGAUAAUCCGGAGUCAUUAGCACCUUCGCCAGAUAUCGCAGGUCGUAGAAGAUACAACGAAAGCAAUAGCAGUGCUAUACUUUUACAACAUCCUGCCUCAAAUAGUGUUCAUAAUACUACGUUUACCGCGAAUAAAGAAAAAAUGUACAUAUAUUUAGUAGGUAGCGUUAGCGGAAUAGUAAUCUCAUUAGUAAUAUUUGUAAUCGUGCGUGUGAUAUGGUCGCGGAAAAGGUCGAAUGGCGGCGAUAAAUACCAAGAAAAUGCGGCCGGAAAUACGACGCUGCCGCAUUCGUUUAACGACGAAAUCAGCGAAGUUGACGCCGACAUAACGCUGGCGGAAGUUAUGCCUCCGGUUACCAUCAUUCCGAGCCUGCAUCACAUAUCACCGCCUGGUGAAGUCGUCAGAUACGGCAAAGACGGUAUCACGCCAAGAAGUCUGUGUCAAAACGAUAAUAAUCAGUAUUAUUACGGCUGACGAUCACCUAGUGGAGCGGCAGUCAGUCGUUCCACGAUUUCUGCUCACGAAUCGGACGAAUCUACGUGCUCGAAUUCGCGCACUUAUUGUUUUUAAUGAAAAUUUUACCUUUGUUUUAUUAUCUAUUUUAAAGAAAAUUUGUUUCAUUUGUACCUCACUCCCCUCCCCCGCCCCCGCCCCUCCCCACUCCCCACCUCCUCGUUGUGUACCAACAACCAACUCAUAUAUCGUAAAUCUUUUUUUCUUCUUGUGUAUUUAUUUUACUGUUACGUCGAACGAGCUUUAUAAUUAAUUUUUUAUUUGUUGUAAAGUGUAUCUACCUAAUUUGAAAACUAAAGGAAGAAAAAAUAAAUGUACAGUAUUUUGUAUUAUUCUUUUUAUUAAAGAUUUUUUUUGUUUUCAAUCAAUAACUUAGAUAACAUUGUACAAUUUAAAUAAAAAGAAAGAAAGAAAGAAA
Messenger RNA from Planococcus citri (citrus mealybug), 2310 nucleotides. Its product is annotated as protein eva-1 homolog C. Gene Ontology annotation, molecular function: carbohydrate binding. The coding region runs from base 432 to 1853 and encodes 473 amino acids. The record is from RefSeq and is a predicted model, not a curated record. Lineage: Eukaryota; Metazoa; Arthropoda; Insecta; Hemiptera; Pseudococcidae. The transcript has 8 exons.